Polypterus senegalus (gray bichir) is the source of this 3210-nucleotide messenger RNA. RefSeq lists its product as uncharacterized. Gene Ontology annotation, cellular component: nucleus. Lineage: Eukaryota; Metazoa; Chordata; Cladistia; Polypteriformes; Polypteridae. The record is from RefSeq and is a predicted model, not a curated record. The transcript has a single exon. The coding region runs from base 294 to 2309 and encodes 671 amino acids.
UGUGUUUGUAUUUGUGCGCGUGCGUCUGCGUUCACACCUUUUACAGCUGAAAGGUGAACUGCUUCAGGGCUUAAAGCGCUAAAGUACAUCGGCGGCCAUUAAAUUAGAAUCUCGUCACUAGCGCCCCCGUGUGUCUACAAGCGGCCACAUCUCAAAGCCUCACCUGACUCCAAUAUUAUCCAUCUGCAAAGCAAGGCCGGGCAGUGAAGACGCGGUUCUCGCGAGCCCUCGUUGUCCCGAGCAGCCUUAUAACCCCGCCCUCUCUGUCCUCCUCCACACUUGCCCCCAAUCGCAUGUGCUUAAUGGACCAAAUACCCUCUGAGUGCCAGGCUCUAACGGUCAGUAACACACGGCUCGGUCUCACGGCGGCCGCCUUCAAACUUACCUGCAACGGGGUGCUCAGACGGUUCCUCCGGAGGCAGCGUCUCUGCCCGAUCUGCGACCAGUUCAUCUUUGAGAGCAGCUUCGUGGAGUUCGCCGAGAGCAGUCAGGUGUCCAGGCUUUUGGACCGGCGCACGGUGAUCACGGUGGGCAUCACCUCUUCGGACUCGAGUUCGCCCCUGCCGGACACCCUGCUGCUCGGGAGCUACAAGUUGAAAGAGCUGCUGCAGCGCCACCCGGCGGCAUGGCGGCAGAGCCCUCCGGCCGGCAUGCGGCUCAAUAAGCUGCUGGCCCUGGAGUCGGUCAAGCUGUCCGUGGUGAGCGUCGAGUGGCAGCAGCUGCGGGUGGAGGUCUUGAACGGGCCGGUGUACCACCUGCAGCUGCUGGCACCCGAGGGGCUGGAGAGGCUGGUGUUCAGCAUGUGGGUGGAGCUGGUGAGGCGGCUCUGUGACGGGACCCCCGAGGGGCAAAAGAAGGCGGCGCGCCCCCUAGAGGACACGGGGCCAGCCCAGGACAACGUCAUCCUGGAGAGCAAAUUCGCGGAGGUCAACGAGGACGGCCAGACGAGCAGCAUCUACGCCGGGCUGGCAGUGGUCAGCGUGACCAUCGUGUCCUCAGAGACGCUGCCCGAUUUAAUGUUCCUGGGAAGACCGCUGCAAGAAACGGAGAGAGAGACGGGGGGGUGGCCAGAGCCGAGGUGUGCCAGCCUGCAUGGCAGGGAGCUGACCAGGUGCCUCCCCCUAAAGGACCUGAAGCUCAGCGUCCACUCGGAGGAGAGGCAGCUGCUGAAGGUGGAGCUCUACACCGGUCUGGUCCACUACCUGAGGCUGCUGGCUCCCCCCGGCCGGGACGAGGCUGUUUUCGAGCAGUGGGUUCAGCUGGUCAACAGACUGAAAGAGACGACCACUGGCGAGGAAGGGGAAACGGCAGAAGGGGUCGUCACCUUAGCUGAAAGUCCACCGGAGCACAAACUGGACAUUGAGACCCUCCACGCGUUCUGCGACAAUGUCGUCUUCGAGAGCGACUUCAGAGAAGUGUCCGAGGACGGCCAGGAGCUCAGCACAGGGGCGGCAGGAGCGUCGCCGCUGACCAUCCUCAUCUCGUCCACCAAUCCCUUCCUGCCACUGCCGGACUUGAUGCUGGUGGGCACUGCCCAGGGUGACAGCGGCCAGUCAGGCCCACCUGAAGAGCAUGGGUGCAGGUGCCACUUACAGCUGACCAAGCGCCUGAGCCUCAGUGACGUCACACUGACCGUCCACAGCGAGGGGCAGCAGCUGCUGAGAAUGGAGCUGACCCCACAGCAGGUCCACUACAUGAAGCUGCUGGCCCCUGCUAAACUGGAGAAGGUCAUCUUCGAGCAGUGGGUCCAACUCGUGAAGAAUCUCAAGGGGGGAAACGCGCGUGCGGAAAAGGAACAACGAGAAGAGGAGGGGAGUUUAAUGGAGAGACCACCGGGCUACGCCGUCGAGAUGGACACCCUGCACGCCUUCUGCCAGAACGCCCUCAUUGAGAGCAACUUCGCCGAAGUGACCGAAGACGGCUGCGCACGCCACUUAGAUGCUGGGGUCCCACAGGUCAGGGUACUCAUCACCAGCAGCAGCCCACUGCGCAGGAUGCCCGACCUCAUGCUGGUUGGAGUGCCCAAGGCUGGACAAGAAGGUGACCGACACCCCAAGGAAGCCCCCCAUGAGACCGCCAAGCUCACCCGAUGCCUGCCCCUGAGCGAAGUGCAGCUGAGCGUGCGCAGUGUGGAGCGGCGGCUGCUGCGAGUGGAGCUCAGAAACGGGCCCGUGUACCACCUGCGCCUGCUGGCGGCCCCCGAGCUCGAGACCAGUCUGUUCCACCACUGGGUCCAAGUGGUCAGGAAGCUGAGUCACAAUAGGAAGCAAACGGGCGAUGGGACCUGGCGACUCCACGCCGGGCACUGAAGCCGAGUGACGCAGGGCAGCAGACAGAAAAUGGGGUGCGCACCGCAGACGGAGCCCCGCCCACCAAAAAGACGCUUUAUACAGAUGGACCUCCUCGUAUUUUCUGAACGGUCAAACCCAAAAAUCAUGAUGGUCUGGGGGGCUCGAAGGGGACGGAGGAUGGUGGGGACAAUGCAGUGGUAGAAGUGCUGGCACCCGUGACAAAUAAAGAAGAGAAACCAAAAAAAACACAAACAAACCUGUCAUUGUGUUUAUUUACAAACGAGUAAGCGGGGGAUUUGGAAAACACUAAUUGUCACGAAAGGCGCUAUACAGAGUUGGGGGUACAUAAGAGAGGGCUGGAACCUCAGUGUGUUGUGACAUGCUGAAGGUCACUAAGUGGACAGGGCGAUGUGGACACGAGGAGGUGACUGAGGAGCAUGAGGUGGGUGGGCCAGUUGGGGCAACAGGACAAACAGAUGAAAGGCGCUAUAUAAUAGAUAGAUACGCAUUUAGUGGGGACAUGUAAAGAUCUAAAAGGUUCAUAGGGUCGGCGUUAUAUAACAGUCAGGUAGAAAUGGAGCUAUAUAAUAUAUAUAAUAUGCCGAAACCUGGGAAAGGUGAAAGACGAUAUAAAAUGGGAAUAUUAAAAGUGCUAAUGACUGAAAAUAUAUAGAUAUGAAAGGCGCUAUAUAAUAGUUAGAAAGAUAUGAAAAGCAGCUUACAAAAACGAUGGAAAGACAUUAUAACAGAUUUAGUAAAGGUGCUAAGUGGAGAUUUGAAAGGCGCUAUACAAAAGUGAAAGGUGUUAAGUAACAGAUUAUAUGAUAGACAAACAGACAUGCAAGGCGCUAUAUAACAGAUAGAGCACUCUAUAAAAUAAGUAGAUACAUUGUGCUGUUCUUAUCAGUUUUACUGUAGA